Molecule: messenger RNA, 958 nt
Organism: Daldinia decipiens
Lineage: Eukaryota; Fungi; Ascomycota; Sordariomycetes; Xylariales; Hypoxylaceae
Exons: 2
Coding region: 1-567 (188 amino acids)
Molecular function (GO): oxidoreductase activity, acting on NAD(P)H
Source: RefSeq, a predicted model, not a curated record
AUGUCUGCAACCACCAACCGCUCCUUCUGGCAAGACAAGACCGGCGUCCCAGGUAUUAUCCGCGAGACCCCAAUUCCCUCCACUCUCGCCCAGGAUGAAGUCCUUGUAAAAGACAUCGCCGGAACCGUCGAGCGCGUAGGCUCGGGACCCAGUUCCCAGCGCUUCAAAGCCGGCGACCGUGUCCUCGGAUACGCGAUGGGCGAGCCGUCCCUGAGCAAACCUGAAAACGGCGCGUUCCAGGACUACGUAGUGCUAGACCACGCCCUAGCUGUCAAGAUCCCAGACUCGCUAUCCUUCGCCGAAGCCGCCGUGUUCCCGCUCUGCUUGGCUACAGCCGGCCACGCGCUCUUCGGACCCAAGUAUCUCGCUCUUCCCCUCCCCAAAGCCCCCGGCGCCCCAAGAACCGGGAAAUCGGUCCUGGUCUGGGGCGGCGCUUCCGGCGUCGGCAGUAACGCAGUACAGUUGGCGAAAGCAGCCGGGUUCGACGUCCUCGCUACAUGCUCGCCGCGGAACUUCGGAUAUGUGCGUGGUCUGGGCGCGGACAAGGUGUUCGACUACAACAGAUAACACAGACCGAAACAGGUAAGGUCUCGUUAGAUAGUGAGCGCGACGUCAGUACUAGCUUUCUUACAUUGCUAAAGGAGAUGAUGCCCGAGAUUAUCACCGAGGAUCGAGGAUGAAAGGAGGUUCCCAGGUACGCGUGUGAUAAUCCAAUAACCAAGUUAAGCCUCAAAAACAAUGCUCUUGACGUGUAUACGCAGAAUGGAUAUAUUUGUAUCUAUGAUAUAGGUAUAAACGCAUGGAUAAUAAUAGUAAAAAUGCCGAGGCUCCUUAUGGUAUAGUACGAGAAGCAAGGGGUUCAACAAGUAUGGUACAGUUCCUGGUGGGAAGGGAAACAGCGAGACUGGUGGAAAUUAUUUUUGUUAAUACCUACCUAUUGUAACUAACUAUCUUUUAU